Messenger RNA from Encephalitozoon romaleae SJ-2008, 525 nucleotides. RefSeq lists its product as hypothetical. The transcript has a single exon. Lineage: Eukaryota; Fungi; Microsporidia; Unikaryonidae. Bases 1 to 525 code for a protein of 174 amino acids. The record is from RefSeq and is a predicted model, not a curated record.
AUGGAAAAGAUGGCGGACUUCCCAUUCAGUAUGCCGUUGAGAUUUGGGAAGGGGCCGGGGAUGUCGUUCUCUCUGUCAAGAAGAGAAGACAUAGGAAAUCAUAACAGAAAGGUUUUUGAAGCUAUAACAGCAUUAAGAAAGGACAGAAAUGUUUUGACGUACGUGAAGAAUCCUGAGUUCUUUGAAGAUAGUUCUGAAGAGGAGGGCUACUCCGGGGAUAAUCAUAUGAUUAGAGAGAUUGUAACAUGUAAAUAUUAUGAAGAUGGAAGAUAUAAAUUUUUUGGAAAUCUUGUUCUCAGAGGAUUUUCAAGAAAUAGGGUCAGAUAUGUUAAUAUGAGGAAAGGAAAGAGAGUUAUUUUUAAAGACCUUGAGAAGAGCCAAGUGAAGCUAGUUUAUAAUAAGGGAGAAGAUGUGGUGUACAUGCUUAUGUUGAAAAGUAUGAUCAUUUAUAAGGUUGUCUGUAGGCAUCCAACGAUUGCAUCGAAUAUCUACAAUCACUUGAUGGAUCUUGACCCUAAUAAUUAA